AUGCUGCAGAAGAAUAAGAUCUUGAAGGUGAUAAGGAAGAAUCUUGUGAAGAAGUGUAUCAAGAUGUUCAAUGAGAUUGCUGAGAACAAGGAAGACUAUGACAAGUUCAAUGAGGCAUUCUCCAAAAACUUGAAAUUGGAGAUCCAUGACGUCAGCGAGAACGAGAACAAAUUGGCUGAUCUGCUGAGGUACCACUCUACCAAAAGUGGGGAUGAGCUGACAAGCCUUAAAGAUUAUGUCACGAGAAUGAAGGAAGGCCAGAAGGAAAUAUAUUACAUCACUGGUGAAAGCAAGAAGGCAGUGGAGAACUCCCCUUUCCUUGAAAGGCUCAAGAAGAAGGGCUACGAGGUGUUUUUCAUGGUAGAUGCCAUCGAUGAGUAUGCAGUGGACCAAUUGAAGGAUUACAAUGGAAAGAAGUUGGUGUCUACAACCAAGGAGGGUUUGAAGCUCGAGGACAAAGCUGAAUAG
This is a messenger RNA of Linum trigynum, 468 nucleotides long. The record is from the annotation of a GenBank genome assembly. Lineage: Eukaryota; Viridiplantae; Streptophyta; Magnoliopsida; Malpighiales; Linaceae.